CUGCAGCCAGACCAGUCCCAGUGGCCAGGAUCCCACAGCGGCCAGGGCAUUCAGGGAGGUUUGAGCCUGGGUUACAGUCACAGUUAUGAACUAUGGCUGGUGGCCACUGGAUAUAAAAUGGUAGCUCGGAGACACAGAACAUUCUGUGAAACGGAAGGCUUCAUAAGUCAGCGCCCAGCACAGCCGGCAUAGCCUGGGAGGCCACAGGAGCGCCAGGAUGUUGCUCAGGACGAGCUCAGCUGCUUUGCUGCUCUUUAUCCUCUGCCUGCAUAGCUCCCUGGCCCUGAAGCUCUGCUCGUUCAAUAUCAGGUCUUUUGGGGAGAGCAAGAAGGAAAACCGCCAGGCCAUGGAGGUCAUUGUCAAGGUCAUUAAACGCUGUGACAUCAUACUCUUGAUGGAGAUCAAGGACAGCAACAACAUGAUCUGCCCCAUGCUGAUGGAGAAGCUCAAUGGAGGCACAACAUACAACUAUGUGAUUAGCUCUCGGCUCGGAAGAAAUGUUUAUAAAGAACAGUAUGCCUUUCUCUACAAGGAAAAGCUGGUGUCUGUGAAGAAACGCUAUCUGUACCAUGACUAUCAGGUUGGAGAUGCAGAUGUGUUUUCCAGAGAGCCUUUCGUUGUCUGGUUCCAGUCGCCUUUCACUGUUGUCAAGGACUUCGUGAUCGUGCCCUUGCAUACCACCCCCGAGGCAUCUGUGAAAGAGAUUGAUGAGCUGGUUGAUGUCUACACAGAUGUGAAACACCUCUGGAACGUGGAGAACUUCAUUUUCAUGGGCGACUUCAAUGCAGGCUGUAGCUAUGUCCCCAAGAAAGCCUGGAAAAACAUCCGCUUGAGGACCGACCCCAAGUUCGUUUGGUUGAUUGGGGACGGAGAGGACACCACGGUCAAGAAGAGUACCAGCUGUGCAUACGACAGGAUCGUGCUCCGAGGACAAGACAUCGUCAAUUCUGUGGUGCCCAAGUCUAGCGGCGUCUUUGACUUCCAGAAAGCUUACAAGUUGACAGAGGCAGAGGCCCUGGACGUCAGCGACCACUUUCCAGUUGAAUUUACACUUCAGUUUUCAAGAGCCGUCACCAACAGCAAAAAAUCUAUCCAGUCAAGGAAGAAAGUAAAGCCCAAGCAUUCCUAGAUAUAACCGCACCAUGUCUUUUGACUUGCUUCUUGUCUUUCUAAAUAAACAGCUCUAACCAGG
Molecule: messenger RNA, 1192 nt
Organism: Ochotona princeps (American pika)
Lineage: Eukaryota; Metazoa; Chordata; Mammalia; Lagomorpha; Ochotonidae
Gene: DNASE1L3
Product: deoxyribonuclease 1 like 3
Exons: 9
Coding region: 218-1129 (303 amino acids)
Biological process (GO): apoptotic DNA fragmentation; programmed cell death involved in cell development
Cellular component (GO): nucleus
Molecular function (GO): DNA nuclease activity
Source: RefSeq, a predicted model, not a curated record